GGAGACUCCGUUGAGAGGUUGGAUGGAUUGAUGAGUUUUAGAGGGGAGUGGGUUUCAGGGGGGAGAGUCAGUAGUUUGGCUUAGGUAAUCCAAUCCGAUUAAUCCUUCAAAACCAAACCAACCCCACCACCACCAGUGACCCGCCAAUUCGAAUUCAACAACAACGAUUGGGAAAAACUGUAUCAGCAAAACAGUACAACAUAGAAUGCCAAGUCACAUCCUAGGAGAAGAGGAGGAUUUUAUAAACAGCUCAGACGAUGAACUAGCCCACUUCAGCACCACAACAACCCAACAACAACAACAACAACAACAACAACAACAGCAACAACGACCAACCAGAACAACCAACAACAACAACAACAACAACAGCGGACUCGGUCAUAAUAUAGACGCAAUUCAACUCCAGCACUCUACCUAUCACUCAUCCUCCCAUUCACCAGACCCUUACACCCCUCAACUACUCGACGGAUUCCAAACCAAUCACCAUUUCCCACUCAGCCAUCAACCCACUCCACCCUACGGCUACUAUCCCCACCACUCUGCCCUACCCGACCACGACGACGAGGAAGAGGAGGACGAUCUGAGACGAGGAGCAGGCGCAGCAGCAGAAGAAGAAGAACAAGCACUAGAACUAGAACAAGAAGAAGAAGAAGAAGAAGAUCAGGACUACAACCAGUCUUCCUAUCACGACCACCUCCAACCCCCUCACUCACCCACUUUCGAUCAAGAUCAAAACCCGGCUGCCUACGGAGGCGGUCAUCCCAGCAACCCUCGUGGGACCAUGCAAGAUCUCAACUCAAGCCCAACCCAACCCAUCUACAAUCCCCUCUAUGACGAUCAGAGCCCUUCGAGCAUCAACUCAAACUCUUACUCUGCACAACCAUUCAAUACGACCUUCAACCAAUCACGAAACCCUCAGAAACUCAUCCCCAAGAACAACCAUCACCCUCAAUCACUCUCAAACUCCCUCACAGCUGCCCACCACCGAUCCACAUCCCUAUCCUCAAAGUACGCCCCCGAUGAGUAUGACGACCAGAACAUCAUUCACGGCAUUCGAUCCAUCCCCUUAGUCGACAACCAUCCCCCCACCUCCAAACAUUCCUUCCCUAAAAAACAGCCCUCCCCAAAAAAAUCUGUCCCCCUCAAGGAACGCCUCGAACAACUCUUCAGUCGUCAACCCAAAGAACUCACCGGUGAACGACUACUCUAUCUCAACGACGCCCCACGCAAUCAACGUGAAUUCAAAUUUAUCAGCAAUCAUGUCAGCACAACCAAGUACAAUAUCAUCACCUUUCUCCCAAAGUUCCUACUAGAACAAUUCAGUAAAUAUGCCAAUCUGUUUUUCUUGUUUACGGCAUGCAUCCAACAAAUCCCUAAUGUCUCACCCACCAACCCAUAUACGACCAUUGCACCACUCACACUCGUCCUACUAGUAGCAGCCUUCAAGGAAAUGACUGAAGAUAUCAAACGAGGAAAAUCAGACGCAGAAUUAAACACACGAGCCGCCAACAUCUUAUCAGGAGAUAGCUACAUCAAGAAACCCUGGCAGGACAUCAAAGUUGGAGACGUCGUCAGACUAGAGUCCAACGAACAUUUCCCAGCUGACCUGAUCCUACUCAGCUCUUCUGAACCCGACGGACUAGCAUACAUCGAGACGAGCAACUUGGAUGGUGAGACGAAUCUGAAGAUCAAACAGGCCAAUCCAUCCACCGCCCAUCUCACAAGUCCUCAACUAGCUUCCAGUAUCCGUGGCCAGUUACGCUCCGAACAACCUAAUAACUCUCUUUACACUUACGAAGGUACUAUGACUCUCGAAACUUCUCAAAUGCCCCAGAAACAAAUCUCAAUCUCCCCCGAUCAAAUGCUACUCAGAGGCGCUCAGCUCAGGAACACGGCCUGGAUGUACGGCCUUGUUGUGUUUACCGGUCACGAAACCAAGUUGAUGCGUAACGCAACAGCUGCUCCCAUCAAACGGACGGCCGUCGAACGAAUGGUCAACGUCCAAAUCGUCUUCUUGUUCAUCAUCCUUUUGGUUUUAUCAGUCGGCUCGUCGAUAGGAAGCUUUAUCCGAACAUACUCCCUCGGGGGCCAGCUCUGGUAUAUUAUGCAAGCCGACUCCGGUAAAGACAAGACUACCUCGUUCAUUGAAGAUAUUCUAACCUUCAUCAUUCUGUACAAUAACCUGAUCCCUAUCUCACUCAUCGUCACCAUGGAGGUGGUCAAGUACCAACAAGCCGCUCUAAUCAACUCAGAUUUAGAUAUGUACUAUCCGGUGACAGAUACAGCAGCGCUAUGUCGAACAUCAUCAUUAGUCGAGGAACUAGGCCAGAUCGAUUAUGUAUUUUCUGACAAGACUGGAACGCUAACUAGGAACGUGAUGGAGUUCAGACAAUGUUCGAUUGCUGGGGUGCCCUAUUCGGACGUGGUUGAUGAGAACCGCAAGGGAGAGAUCUUCCCCUUCUCCGAUCUCCCCUCGGUCCUCGCCAAGAACAACGAUUGUGGAAAGGUCACCAACGAAUUCCUGACUCUCCUCGCUACCUGUCAUACCGUCAUUCCUGAGGAAAAAGAUGGAAAGAUCGUCUACCAGGCCAGUAGUCCUGACGAAGCCGCAUUGGUCGCUGGAGCAGAAGUUUUAAACUAUCGGUUCAAAGUGCGCAAGCCACAGUCGAUCAUGAUCGAAGCUAAUGGGUUACAACAAGAGUACCAAGUACUCAACAUUCUCGAAUUCAACAGUACUCGCAAGCGGAUGUCCUCAAUCAUUCGAGCACCAAACGGGAGGAUCAUACUUUACUGCAAGGGAGCCGACACGGUGAUUCUAGAGCGAUGUGCGCCGCACCAGCCGUACAAGGAGAACACACUAAUCCAUCUAGAGGAGUAUGCGACCGAAGGACUGCGGACGUUAUGUAUAGCGAUGCGCGAGAUCCCGGAGGAAGAGUAUCAGCCAUGGGCGGCGAUAUAUGAGCGAGCGGCCGCGACGGUGAAUGGACGGACGGAGGAGAUCGACAAAGCCUCGGAGCUGAUCGAGAAGAACCUAUUCCUGUUGGGUGCGACAGCGAUCGAGGAUAAGCUACAAGAAGGCGUGCCCGAUACGAUCUAUACCCUCCAACAGGCUGGCAUCAAGGUCUGGGUCCUCACCGGCGACCGUCAGGAAACCGCAAUCAACAUCGGCCUCAGUUGUCGUCUUAUCUCCGAAUCUAUGAACCUCGUCAUCGUCAAUGAAGAGUCCGCUGACGCUACCGCUGACUUCAUCCACAAACGUCUCCUCGCUCUUCGGGCCGCUUCUAAAAAUCCUGCUGAUUCUGAAGACCUGGCACUCAUCAUCGACGGAAAAAGUUUGGGAUUUGCCUUGGACAAGUCAAUUUCCAAGCCCUUUCUAGAGCUAGCGGUAUUAUGCAAAGCUGUAGUAUGUUGUCGAGUCUCGCCGUUACAGAAAGCGUUAGUAGUCAAGCUAGUGAAGAAGAACAUCAAAGGAUCGAUCACGCUAGCGAUUGGUGACGGCGCAAACGAUGUCAGUAUGAUCCAGGCCGCCCACGUCGGGAUCGGGAUCAGCGGUGUCGAGGGCCUUCAGGCCGCCCGCUCCGCUGACGUCGCAAUCUCUCAAUUCAGAUUCCUUAAGAAACUCCUCCUCGUUCAUGGCACGUGGAGUUAUGUUAGAUUGACUAAAUUGAUUCUUUACUCGUUUUAUAAGAACAUUACACUUUAUCUGAUUGGGUUUUAUUUCUCAUUUGCGAAUGGAUUUUCCGGACAAGUCUUAUUCGAAUCAUGGACCUUAACGUUUUACAAUGUGCUGUUCACAGUGAUGCCGCCUUUUGUUCUCGGCGUCCUCGACCAAUUCGUCAGCGCUAGGAUGUUGGAUCGGUAUCCCGAACUCUACACCCUUGGCCAACGCAACAUCUUCUUCACUCGACGGAUCUUUUGGGAGUGGGUGGCAACAGCAGUAUAUCAUUCAGUCUUUAUCUUCUUCGUCACUGCUCUCAUCUUCAAAGACGAUCUCAUCCUGCAUCAAGGAUGGAUCUCUGGCCAAUGGCUAUGGGGCACGACGACAUAUCUAGUCACGCUCUUAACGGUACUCGGCAAAGCAGCAAUCAUCUCCGAUUUGUGGACCAAAUGGACUUUAUUAGCCAUCCCUGGCUCGUUUGCAUUGACGCUCUUGCUCCUGCCUACUUAUGCCUCCAUCGCCCCACACAUCGGGGUCAGUAAGGAGUACUACAACCUCAUGCCACGCAUGCUGUCUAGCUCGGUCUUCUAUUUCUGUCUCCUCUUGAUCCCUGUGGGAUGUCUGGCACGAGACUUGGCCUGGAAAGGUUAUAAGAGAUUGUUUAGACCUGAAGCUUAUCACAUCGUCCAAGAGAUCCAGAAAUUUAACUUGCCAGACUACAGGCCUCGAAUGGAACAAUUCCAAAAAGCUAUCAAGAAAGUGAGGGCAGUGCAAAGACUUAGGAGGAAUAGAGGAUUCGCGUUCUCGCAGACUGAAGAAGGCCAAGAACAGCUCAUCAGAUCUUAUGAUACAACCGUCAAGAAAGCUAAAGGAUAAUCAGCCACACUCUUUCCUAUUUAUUUCAUUUUUUUUUUCUUCAUUCACAUACAUAUAUAUAUAUAUGUAUGUAUGUAUGUGAAUCCCCCCCCCCUUGUUUAAUCUUCAUUUUUUUUAUCUUUUUUGUCUCCUUCUCUCUUAAACUCCUCAUUCUCCUAUCUUUCCCUCUUCCCCCUCUUCCUCCUUCUUCUUCACCUUCUGUCUUUCUUUUUUUCACUCUUUUUUUUAUGCUUCUUCUUCAACAACCUUUUUUUUUUUUUUUUUUUGAGAUUCUUACAUCUAUUUCCUAAACUUAAACAACACUCAAGACAAAUGGAUUCGAAAGCAAAGCAAAGAAAAGCAAAUUAGUGCAACAAGGAAAGAAGAAAAAAAAAAACUCAUCCUCAUCAUCAUAACUUUUCUUUUUGUGAUUUCUUUUGAGCUUUAUUGUUUUUUAUCUUCACUCAACUUACGUAUCAUACUUCCCACAUCAGAUUCCAUAUCCUUAUUCCUUUUUUUUGAAUACAAAUUGUCAGUUAGUAGAAGAAAGAUCUAUGAUAUAGCAUAUAUAAUACAAAACCCGUCUCCCAUCAUCAUUCACUUUUUUUUAAUUAUCACGAUCUCAGCUUCGUAUCUUUUUUUUUUUUUUGGGCAAGAGAUGUUUUUUUUUUUUUGGUGGAUCAGUUGAUGAUGAACCAGAUCCUUUUUUUUUCACACAUACAAAUAUUCAUGCACAGCCCA
Molecule: messenger RNA, 5254 nt
Organism: Puccinia graminis f. sp. tritici CRL 75-36-700-3
Lineage: Eukaryota; Fungi; Basidiomycota; Pucciniomycetes; Pucciniales; Pucciniaceae
Product: phospholipid-translocating ATPase
Exons: 18
Coding region: 206-4534 (1442 amino acids)
Biological process (GO): phospholipid translocation; endocytic recycling; post-Golgi vesicle-mediated transport
Cellular component (GO): plasma membrane
Molecular function (GO): magnesium ion binding; ATP hydrolysis activity; ATP binding
Source: RefSeq, a predicted model, not a curated record